CACAUCUGUCAAAUUGCUACAACUGUCAAAUUAGAAUGUGUUUUGGUUGGCUCCGUAUCAGCAUUUUGUAAUCAAUUAUAAAGAAAAUAACAAAUAUUGAGAAAGAACAAGCAGCAACGAUGGUAGUGAAUGCGCCGGACUCACCGGUGCAGGCGGAGGUGAUAUUUGUCAUAGAGGCGACGUCCACAAACGGAGCGUACAUCAGCGAACUCAAAACAAAUUACAUUAUCCCUACUCUUGAAUAUUUCCAUGGUGGUGCACUAGAAGAAGGUGGUGGCAGUGGCUCAGUGUACAGUAUAGUCACAUACAAAGCAGCUGACUGCCACCCGGGGCUGCCAGUUGCCACUUAUGGCCCAUUCACCAACCCACAGACUGUUUCGGAGACAGUAGAUAAAAUACAGUAUGUAGGGGGUCAUGCAGAAAGCAGGGCGUGUGUGACGGAAGCCAUCACGACCGCGCUAGCGUGCUUCGACGAGCUGGGCAGGACGGACAUACCCAUGCACAUACUAAUCCUGUGCUCCUCGCCACCAUAUUCUGCAUAUGCUGGUGGCCUAGUACCGCCAGGCGUGCCGGGCAGCGUGGAGUCGUGGUGCGCGGCGGCGUGCGAGCGCGGGGUGCAGGUGUCGGUGGCGGCGGCGCGGCGCCUGCCCGCUCUCUCCGCGCUGUACGAGCGCGCCGGCGGCGACCUACAGCAGGCGCAGCAGAGGAACUUCGCCAAGGAUCCCCGUCACCUAGUAUUGCUCCGAGGCUAUAGUCUGAAGGAGCGGCCGCCGAGCCCCGCGCCGCCGCCCGUGCCCGACAUACAGACAGACGUGUACGGCGCGGUGGGUCGCGGCGCGGCCGUGGCGGCUCGUGGCGCGAGCGGCGUGGGCAGCGUCGGUGGUGUUGGCGUAGGCGUGGGCGGCGCGUCGUUCCCUCGGCCGGCGUGCGGGCGCGGAGGGGGCUGGCUGGGCGGCGCGCGGCCUCUGUACGCGGGCCCGUCGGCGCUGCUGACGCAGCUGGCGCAGCCGUCCUACCCGCCGCCCGCGCACCCCGCGCACAGCGCGCACGCCGCGCACCACGCGCACCAGCCCGCGCAGGCCGGACACCAGCGUAUGCCAAACAUGUUGAACGCGGGCCCAUCGACCAGCGGCACUGCGCCCCAGCCGCAGCUGCAGCGCAGCUACAUCUGGAGCGGCGUCAUCGAGUGGAUGGAGAAGGGCAAGUCUCCCGGUGACCAGCAGAAGACCACCAAGCUGCUGCCUUGUCAGGUGUCAGCGAGUUCCAAGGACAUAGAACCAGAGCUGAAGGUGGACACGUGGCCGAACAAACUGCUGAUGCAGCUGAUGCCCAAGCAGCUGAUCAGCAACAUCGGCGGACAGUACCUGAAGGACAGCAAGUCGGUGCUGUUCCACCUGCAGCCGAGUGAAGCGCUCGAGCAGCUCACCAAGGUCAUGGUCAACGGGUUUGCUGGCUGUGUUCACUUCCAACCGAUGUCGUCGCCUCCGCAGUGCGAGAUUAAAGUGUUGAUAUUACUGUACACACCCGACAAGAAGGUGUACCUCGGCUUCAUACCGAACAACCAGGCCACGUUCGUCGACAGACUUAGAAAGGUGAUCCAGCAGCAGAAGAUAACUCAGAUCAUCAACAAGCAGCUGCCGGCGAACGUGAGCGCGGCGGGAGGGAUGCCCGGCGCCAUGCCCAACGCCACCAUGGCCGCGACAGGAGCCAUGUCUACAGCUGGAAUGUCAUCCAGCGGCAUGGGCGGCGCCGCGGGCAUGUGUAGUAACAUGCAAGGCGUCGGACAAGUGGGGGCGUGGGACAAAAUGGGCAUGAUGAUAAGCGGCGGCAUGGGCGGUCAGGUAUCACAAGUCGGCCAAGUGGGUCAGGUGGGUCAGGUGGGCGGCAAGGGCCCCCGCCCCGUCACCCAGCUGGACGGGCUCGAGGCGGCGCGGCAGCAGAACCUGGAGAAGAUCCAGCAGCUGCAGGAAACGCUGCAGGCCGCGCACCAGCAGGAGGCGCAGUUCAAGUCGCAGAUGGACAUCAGGACACACCUGCACGCCGCGCAGCAGCAGGAGCAGCAUUACAAGCAGCUGGAGGAGCAGCAACGCAGCAUCAACUGCAGCAACAGUUACGGCAGCGAGCUCCGCGGCGCAGGCGCACUGCAGCCGCGCAUCCUGCGGCCCAUGCACCCCGCCUCCAACCCCGGCCUUGCGACACCUGUUGCAGCAG
Manduca sexta (tobacco hornworm) is the source of this 2211-nucleotide messenger RNA. Its product is annotated as mediator of RNA polymerase II transcription subunit 25. The annotation marks the transcript as partial. The record is from RefSeq and is a predicted model, not a curated record. Gene Ontology annotation, cellular component: mediator complex; transcription regulator complex. Lineage: Eukaryota; Metazoa; Arthropoda; Insecta; Lepidoptera; Sphingidae. The transcript is spliced from 14 exons. Gene Ontology annotation, biological process: positive regulation of transcription by RNA polymerase II.